GGAGGCCAGUACAACCGUCUUUAUUUAGGUAAUACAAUCACCCCUGAAAAUCGUGACCAACAGACUCUAUACAUACCGGCACAUCCAUCCUAUAUUUUUCCACACCAUACGCUCACUCAAGAAAACCGACAAGGAGAAUUGAUAAUGAACUUCUCAACCCUCCUCCUGGCCUAUAUGGCUUUCAAAAUAGCAGCAGUCUCUGCCGCCACCCUCCGCCGGGUCCUGGACUUCGGCGACAACCCUGGAAACAACCAAAUGCUGAUAUAUGUUCCUGACCGGCUGGCACCGAAUCCAGCUAUUAUCGUUGCUCUCCACGGCUGCCUCGAGCCCGCCGUAGCAUACUAUCUUGAAGUCAAAGAUCUCCCCCCAGCAUCCGACAAACAUGGCUUUAUCGUCAUAUACCCUGAUUCCCAGAAUGACUUCCACUGCUGGGACGUCUCAACGGAUAAAUCACUCACGCAUAACAAUGGGAGUGACUCGUUGUCUAUCGUGAAUAUGGUGAAAUAUGCAAUUUCCAACUAUAACGCCGAUCCGUCAAAAGUGUUUGCAACAGGUUCCUCGUCUGGAGCGAUGAUGUCUCAGGUUUUGGCGGCCGCUUACCCGGAUGUAUUUUCCGCUGUUUCGGCAUAUAGUGGACUUCCUUAUGGGUGUUUACGAGGAAGCCCCGGGUCUUCGCCGUUUACGUCUGAUCCGGCGUGCUCGAAAGGGGAGGUUAGGAAGAGUGGUGCUGAGUGGGCUGCUGAAGUCAGAAGUGCAUGGCCGGGAUAUAAUGGGAGUUAUCCGCCUGUGCAGGUUUGGCAUGGCACUGCGGAUCAUGUUCUUAAUCCGCAGAACUUGCAGGAGGAGAUCAAGCAGUGGAUGACUGUUUUUGGGGUUCAGUUAGCUGAGAAACAGAAGAAUGAUCCGUUGGAUGGGUAUACACGGUAUAUUUAUGGAAAUGGAACCCAGUUUGAGUCGUAUUUGGCAGAAGGAGUGGGACAUGUUGUGCCGACACAAGUGCAGGAGACGUUGAGGUGGUUUGGGCUGGUCUGAUAUAUGUUGAUGUGAAGUCAUUAGUCAGUCACCCUUCGACUUUCACAAAACAAUUUCACUGGUAAAGGCGUCACUGAUACUG
Messenger RNA from Talaromyces proteolyticus, 1114 nucleotides. RefSeq names its product PHB depolymerase family esterase. NCBI's taxonomy places the organism in Eukaryota, Fungi, Ascomycota, Eurotiomycetes, Eurotiales, Trichocomaceae. The transcript has 3 exons. Gene Ontology annotation, cellular component: extracellular region. Gene Ontology annotation, molecular function: hydrolase activity. The record is from RefSeq and is a predicted model, not a curated record. The annotation marks the transcript as partial.